Rosa chinensis is the source of this 808-nucleotide messenger RNA. Its product is annotated as stress-response A/B barrel domain-containing protein UP3-like. The coding region runs from base 36 to 704 and encodes 222 amino acids. The transcript is spliced from 2 exons. Lineage: Eukaryota; Viridiplantae; Streptophyta; Magnoliopsida; Rosales; Rosaceae. The record is from RefSeq and is a predicted model, not a curated record.
UCACCUCCCAAACCCCAUCGCACUAUUUCAUCAGGAUGUCGUCAUCGCCGGCCGCCCAAACCGUCGUCGAGCACAUCGUCCUCUUCAAGGUCAAAGACAACGCCGACCCCUCCAAGGUCAACGCAUGGGUCAAGGGCCUCAACGGCCUGAGCUCGCUUGAUCUUACUCUCCACCUCACCGCCGGUCCCCUCCUCCGCACCCGAUCCUCCCCUUUCGCCUUCACCCACCUCCUCCACAGCCGCUACAAGACAAAAGACGACCUCGCCGCCUAUACCGUCCACCCGGGCCACAUCAGCGUCGUCAAGGAUUUAGGCCUCCCUAUCUGUGAUGACAUCAUGGCCGUUGACUGGGUCGCGGAUGGGCUGACGGGCCCGGUGGCCUUGUCCCCCGGGUCCGCGAUCCGGGUCACGGUUUUGAAGUUGAAGGAGGAGUUGGGGGAGGCGGCUAAAGGUGAGGUUUUGGAGGUGAUUAAAGGAAUUAAGGGGAAGUUGGGCUUGGGAGAGGCGGGGCAGAUUAGCGUCGGAGAGAACUUCUCGCCGGGGAGGGCCAGAGGGUAUUCGAUCGCGUCGGUGGCGGUUUUUAAGGGAGUGAGUGAGAUGGAGGAGGUGGAGGAGGUGGAGAAGGACAAGGUUAGGGAGUAUUUGGAUAGCGUGAUUGUUCUCGAUUAUGUGGUUCCGUCCCUGCAAGUGUCUGAAGAUCCAUAAUCGGAUUCCGGUAAUUCAAACUAUUAACUAUGUUUUGAAAUAAGGUUUUAAUUAUCGGAUGUAAUGUACUGAGUUUGAGUUUGAGUUUGAAAUUUGGUUGCUGC